This is a messenger RNA of Thlaspi arvense, 939 nucleotides long. The record is from the annotation of a GenBank genome assembly. NCBI's taxonomy places the organism in Eukaryota, Viridiplantae, Streptophyta, Magnoliopsida, Brassicales, Brassicaceae.
AUGAUUCUUUCUGCUAUGUGGACUUGCUCAGUUUCUGGGUUACACACUCUUCUCCCUAAACCGAUUUCAUCAAGAAAACAAUUUGGGAGCAGAACAAGUUCACAGUCAUUUUCCUCCACUGCCUUACAAGUCAUCUCUCAAACAAGCUUACCCGUUCUUGUUGUUCAUCCCCGUUCUUCAUUACUUGUCUCAAGCCAUCUCUCACCAUCAGACAUCCCUCAGAAAUCAGAAGAAUGGUUUGCUCUAAGGAAAGACAAGCUAACCACGAGCACGUUCAGCACAGCGCUCGGCUUCUGGAAGAAGAACCGUCGCUCUGAGCUCUGGCACGAGAAAGUAUACGACUCGGAGUCACGAGUCGUGGAUGAUUCCGCCAGGUUUGCUAUGAACUGGGGUGUACAGAUGGAACCAGCUGCGAUAGAGAGGUACAAGAGAAUCAUGGGAUGCGAGGUGGGCUCAAUGGGGUUCGCUCUUCACUCUCAGGAACAGCUUCACUGGCUCGGCGCUUCGCCGGACGGAGUCCUCGAUUCCGGUAUCCUAGAAGUGAAGUGUCCGUAUAACAAAGGGAAAACCGACACUGUGUUGCCCUGGUCGAAAGUCCCGUUCUACUACAUGCCUCAGAUGCAGGGCCAGAUGGAGAUCAUGGACCGUGAGUGGGUCGACUUGUACUGCUGGACGCAGAACGGGAGCUCGGUUUUCCGCGUGGUGAGAGACCGGAGCUACUGGAGGAUCAUACAUGAGGUGUUGAGGGAGUUUUGGUGGGAGAAUGUGAUUCCGGCGAGGGAGGCUUUGUUGUUAGGGAAAGAUGAUGCGGAGGUGAGAAAGUAUGAGCCAUCGUCUACGCAUAAGCGAACGGGGCUUGCUAUUGCUAAAAGCAUUAGUUUGGCUGCUGGAUCGAAACUAGUAUGCAGAGAAAUCGCUGAUCAUGUUGAGUUCUUUUAG